AUGGCGACACACAACCACCCAACCAUCUUGGAUGAGAAGGCCUACACCCAGCAUGAAGAAUACGUGGAGACCGUGCCCAACGAGGCGAACGUAUUGACCCCUGAGGAAUUGGAGACUGAGAAGAAGUUGCGUCGCAAGAUCGAUUUUCUGAUUAUGCCUCUGGUUGUUUUGGUGUACUUGAUGAACUACAUUGAUCGCAACAACUACGCCGCCGCUCGUCUACAAGGCCUCGAGAAAGAUCUAGGCCUGAAAGGUGACCAAUAUCAAGUUGGCCUUUCGCUCUUCUUCGUUUCCUACAUUCUGAUGCAGUUGCCGAGCAAUCUGAUGCUGAAUUACUGCGGUCGUCCCUCCUGGUACUUGGGUUUCUUCAUUAUUGCUUGGGGUCUGGUAUCUGCCGUGACCAGCCAGGUCCACAACUACGCCGGUAUCCUUGCAAUGAGGUUCUUGCUCGGUGUUACUGAAGCACCCUUCUUUCCUGGCAUCCUCUUCUAUCUCUCGAAGUGGUACACCAAGAAAGAACUGAACUUGAGAAUGUCCUUGUUUUACGCAGGCUCAUUGCUGAGCGGUGCCUUCGGCAGUUUGAUUGCUGCUGGUAUCCUCAAAGGACUCAAGGGACGUGAUGGAAUGGAUGCCUGGCAAUGGCUAUACAUUAUCGAAGGUGUGAUUACCAUUGGCGUUGGCAUAAUCAUCGUCUUCCUUUUGCCUGAUUUCCCCGAAACCUGGAAAGCCCUGUCUCCUGAGAUGAGGCACGUCGCCAUAAAGCGCCUCUCGCUCGAUGCCGCCGAAGCCGACAAGGACGAGGAAGGUGCCAUGUCGCAGUUGAAGGGAGUGAAGAUGGCUGUCGCAGAUCCCAAGACUUACAUUCUUGCCAUGAUGUACUUCUGCAUCACUGGCGCUGCUGGUUACCAAUACUUCUUCCCAACACUCACAAAGUCUCUUGGCUACAACAACUUCAUCUCUUUGCUCUUGGUUGCACCACCAUACAUCUUCAUGGUUUUCUGGUCGCUAUUCCACUCCUGGAUGUCAGACAAGAGAUCCAACCGCUUUUGGUUCUUCGUUUACCCGAUCCCUAUUGCCAUCGUUGGCUUGGUCGUAUUCAUGACUUGCAAGGGCUUCGGCCCUCGCUAUCUCUCUUUCUUCUUGAUGAUGUUCGUCUUCACCAUCAACGGAACACAGUUCGCAUGGAUCUCAAGCUCAAUUCCAAGACCACCUGCCAAGCGCGCUGCUGCUCUGGCCAUCAUGAAUGCUCUGGGAAACUCGACUUCUAUCUGGACUUCUUUCACUUACCGUAACGGCGACAAGCCUUACUACCGCCCAGGACUUGGUAUUGCGGCUGGAUUGUUGGUCCUUGCAUUCUUCCUUGCUUGCACCUUGCGCUGGUACUUGCAGAGACAGAACAAAGCACUUGAGGAGCUGGAGAACGAGGGCUCAAACCUUUCGCCAGAGCGUUUGAGAAUGUUGAUGAAGAGGGCGGAAGUCACAGAUCUGUCCUUCAUGCAGAAGGGCUUCCGUUACCUAGUUUGA
Aureobasidium melanogenum CBS 110374 is the source of this 1524-nucleotide messenger RNA. RefSeq names its product MFS general substrate transporter. The record is from RefSeq and is a predicted model, not a curated record. The transcript has 4 exons. Bases 1 to 1524 code for a protein of 507 amino acids. Gene Ontology annotation, molecular function: transmembrane transporter activity. Lineage: Eukaryota; Fungi; Ascomycota; Dothideomycetes; Dothideales; Saccotheciaceae. Gene Ontology annotation, cellular component: membrane. Gene Ontology annotation, biological process: transmembrane transport.